CAGAACUUCGGCGAGAUAGGCGACACCGCAAUGGACAAGAGCACUUCAGAGGAUGAACAGAUGAAUAGACUUUGUUGCUGUUGACUGGACACAGCAAUAAAAUGCUGCCUUGGAAAAAGAAUAAGUUCGACCUGAUUGAGGAAGACAAGCAGUCCAAGCAGAAGGGCUAUGCGGUGAGCCUCAACUACUCUGUGCUCACCUCUUUCGCCAAGUCCUGCCCCGAGAGCGCACUCAACAGGGUGGGCAGCAUGUUCAAGUCAAAGAGGAAAAAGGUGAAGAUCACCAGUGAUGACCCCACAUACACGGUGCUCUACCUGGGGAAUGCCACCACCAUCCAGUCCAAAGGGGACGGCUGCACGGACGUGGCCGUGAGCAAAAUCUGGGGCAAAAGCGAAAUGGGCAAGAACGGUACCAAGAUGAGGCUGACCAUCAGUUCGCAGGGCAUCCGGAUGGUGCAUAUGGACGACAAGGCCAGGAGGCCGGGACACUUGUACUUGCUGCACCGGAUAACCUACUGCGUCGCGGACCCGAGGCUACCCAAGAUUUUCGCCUGGGUUUACAGGCACGAAAUGAAGCACAAGGCCGUGAUGCUGCGCUGCCACGCAGUGCUGGUGUCCAAGCCGGAGAAGGCAAAGGCCAUGGCGCUGCUGCUGUACCAGACAUCGGCCACGGCCCUGGCUGAGUUCAAAAGACUAAAACGGAGGGACGAUGCAAGGCACCAGCAGCAGCAGCUCAUAGGGGAACAAACCAUCCCAUUGGUCCCCAUCAGGAAGCUGCUGAACGGACAGUGUUACUACAAACCCCCGGUGGAGCGCAGCCGGAGCGCGCCCAAACUGGGCUCCAUCACAGAGGACUUGGUCGGGGAGGAGGAGGAGGAGAAAGCGAUGCACUUUGAGUGCGAGGACAUUCUGGACACGGACGAUGAUUGUGUUGCCAACGGUAAACAGGAGUUGACUCAGAUUAUUAACGAUUUGGGAGAGAUGAGCAUAGGAAACGAUGUGCGGACACUGAAAGCUGACCUCAGAGUCACCAGACUUCUGUCUGGAGAGAGCACGGGGAGUGAGUCCUCCAUAGAGAGCAACCAGGAGCCCCCACCGCUCACUAACGGGUUUGAGGAGGUAAAGGUGCAGGAAAUUGCCUGAAUAAGUUUAGGCAUUUCUGGGAACCUCUGUUAUGUUGUCUCCACAAGAAACAUUUCCUCUGUCGUCAACCUUAUUGGAGAGUGUUUGUCUAAUCUGGUGCCUCCACUACUAGCUGAAAUGAUCCAGAAAAAAAAGAGGAUUCUGGGACAAUUACCGCACUAAACACACAAUUAGGCUACUGAAUGAUAUUUUUUUGUGAUUGUGUAAACACAGAAAAAAAUGGAAAAAACCAAGUACAUGCCCAUUUGAGAGAUGACUGGUUGAACCAACAAAAAUCCCAGUGCGCCCUAGAACGCACGGCACUAACUACAUCUCUUUUAUUAUUUAAGAGGAUUUGUUGUAUCCUCAAGCUUGUUUACUUAACUUUUUUCUCUCUCUUUUGAAAAUUACAUUUUUCUAUUGAAAGAUGCUCAUCAUGAUCCAAAAACAUUCUGUUGUUAAAGCACGUUGUGUUCUUUUCCCAAGUGGUUCAGUGGGUCUAAACAGGCAUCCUUAAUUUUCCUGUCAGGGCGCUUCUGUAACAGCCUGUUUAUUUACAUUUAUUUUGCACUGUUGUGUAAUUCAGUUAAGUAUUAUGUUGACUACAUGUACAAAAUGUUUGUUGGUAUGUUGUCUGAAACAUAAAUGUCAUAUCUUUGCUGUGCAAAAGAAAAAACCUUUAUGUAUUAAGAUGUAAAGUGAAGAUGUUUAAAUAUGUUAUUUUUUAAAGAAAAUGUGGUUUGUUAUGUGAACCUCAUAGAAUUAUCAAUAAAAAAAGAAAAUUAUAUAAUGUCGUUGUGUAGAUUUGUAUUGGAAAACAAGCAGGCCAUGUUUUCCUCUGGUGCUUUUUAAUAUAAAUGGGGUUUACCUUCAGAGGCUCAAAUUGAGGUCAGAUGCGCUGUGCUGCUAAAUAAAGUGUAAUAAAAUAAAUGGACUAUAUAUAUAU
Molecule: messenger RNA, 2067 nt
Organism: Perca fluviatilis (European perch)
Lineage: Eukaryota; Metazoa; Chordata; Actinopteri; Perciformes; Percidae
Gene: fam43a
Product: family with sequence similarity 43 member A
Exons: 2
Coding region: 102-1142 (346 amino acids)
Source: RefSeq, a predicted model, not a curated record